CUGCCCCCGCCCCCUGUCCGUCUCUUGGCGGUGUCGAGGCGGGAGCGUUGGAAGCCAUUAUUGGGCCCGGGCCUGUGUGUGGUGUGGAACCGGAGGCUAACCGGAGCUGGUCCCAGGGUGUCAGACAAGGAGAGACUGGGUGGUGAGAGAAAAUAGACGUAAUCGAGAGCCGCGGAUCUACAACCCGGGCGUGUGAUCGAGUGAAUCGGUGCAGCGGCGGACCCAGCUGGAAAUGGCGGACUUCGCGGCAGCGGCGCCCCCGCACGCAGUCGGUGCCGGCGCGGCCGGAGCUGGGACCGGGGCUGGCGGUGCGGCUUUCAAAAAGCCGGACGCUUUCGCCGAUGCGGUGCAGCGGGCACGGCAGAUAGCUGCUAAAAUUGGAGGUGACACUGCCACAACAGUAAACCACAGCACACCAGAAUUUGGAUUUGUUGGUCAAAAGAGACAACUAGAAGAUGGAGAUCAGCCGGAUAGUAAAAAAAUAGCAGCACAAAGUGAUCCAAUCGGGGCUCAACUUGCAGCAAUACAUCAGCAAAGGGCAACCCUUACAGAGGAUUACCGAGUGCCAGAUGGGAUGGUUGGUCUUGUUAUAGGCAGAGGUGGGGAACAGAUAAACCGAAUACAGCAGGAAUCUGGUUGCAAAGUACAGAUUGCUCCAGAAAGUGGAGGUUUACCAGAACGAUGCGUCUCACUGACAGGAAAUUCAGAAUCGAUUCAGACAGCAAAAAUGCUACUGGAUGAAAUUGUGUCUAGGGGCCGAGGUGGGCCUCCAGGUCAGACCCAUGAUACCACAAAUGGACAAAAUGGAUCCAUUCAGGAGAUUGUGAUCCCAGCAGGAAAGGCUGGGCUCAUUAUUGGCAAAGGUGGAGAGACCAUCAAACAGCUCCAGGAACGUGCUGGAGUGAAGAUGAUUUUAAUCCAAGAUGGUUCACAAAAUGCUAACGUAGAUAAACCACUCCGAAUUAUCGGUGAUCCUUUUAAAGUACAGCAAGCACGAGACAUGGUGAUGGAGAUUCUGCACGAACGCGAUCAAGCAGGAUUUGGGGACAGAAAUGAGUUUGGUAAUCGAGGAGCUGGUGGAGUCGGUGGUUUAGAUGUCCCAGUGCCACGGCAUUCAGUGGGAAUUGUGAUCGGACGUAGUGGAGAAAUGAUCAAGAAAAUUCAGAACGAUGCUGGGGUCCGAAUACAGUUCAAACCAGAUGAUGGGUCUACGCCAGAUAAGAUAGCACAUGUAAUGGGGCCUCCAGAGAGAUGCCAGCAUGCUGCACAAAUAAUAACUGACCUUCUGCAGAACGUGCGGGCUGGUCCCACUGGGCCUCCAGGACCUGGAAUGCCUGGGCCUGGCCGAGGAAGGGGAAGGGGACAAGGCACGUGGGGUAUGGGCCCCCCUGGAGGAGAGAUGGCUUUCUCAGUCCCCAGCCACAAGUGUGGAUUGGUCAUUGGCAGAGGUGGAGAAAAUGUAAAGGCAAUAAACCAACAAACUGGUGCAUUUGUGGAACUGCAGAGACAGCCCCCACCUAAUGGUGAUCCAAACUUUAAACUUUUCACCAUCCGAGGAUCACCUCAACAGAUUGACCAUGCUAAACAGCUCAUUGAGGAGAAGAUCGAGGGCCCCUUGUGUCCUGUUGGACCUCCAAUGCCUGCUGGCCCAAUGGGACCCUUCCAGCCAGGACCCUUCACCCAAGGGCCCCCAGGAGCUCCUCCUCCUCAUCCUGCUGCUGGUGGGCCACCUCCUCCACAUCAGUAUCCUCCUCAAGGUUGGGGCAACACGUACCAACAAUGGCAGCCGCCUGGACCCCAUGACCCAAGUAAAGCUCCCGGAGACCCAAACGCAGCUGCCUGGGCUGCUUAUUAUCAACAAUACUACCAGCAGCCUCCUGCACCUGUGCCACCCCAGCAGCCAGCUGCUGCUCCACCAGGGCCAGACCCCACUCAGCAACCUCCAGUUCAAGGUCCAGGAGGACAGCCUGAUUACACUAAAGCAUGGGAGGAGUACUACAAGAAACUAGGCCAACAGAGCCAGCCCGGCCAGCAGCCUGGUCCCCAGCAGGAUUAUACAAAGGCGUGGGAGGAGUACUAUAAGAAACAAGCUCAAAAUGCCCAAGGGGCAGCGGCAGCAGCAGCAGCAGCAGCAGCAGCAGCACCACAACCAGGAGCCCAACCAGAUUACAGUGCAGCCUGGGCUGAGUACUACAGACAGCAGGCAGCUUACUACGGGCAGCCAGGGGCACCUCAGCCUGCCCCCCAGCAGCCACCUGCACAACAAGGGCAACCGACACAGUGAAGCAAACGGGGGAUGAUUGCAGUUUCGUCGGGAAGAAUAUUCCUUUUAACAAUGAUGCAGACUGAUGAAGAUUCGUAGGCUUAGGUUCCCUAUCACUGUUUAAAGAUGUUCAUAUUGAGCCAGUGUAGGAGAUAGAGUAAUCUCAGCUCCAUCUUCAAAUUCAGUCCGUCUAUAGGAGGAAAAAAAAACAAAAAAAAAACAUGGAGAGGGAAAAAGUGAAAAAUUCAGGGUAAUACUUUCUUUGUUUUAUUUUAAAUAUAGAUCACUCGGCUUUUAGUUGAUGAUAGUUGAACAUUCCAGACAAUGUACGGUUUUGAAAUCAAAUCCAUUACACUGAAAAUGGCUGCUGGUCUGUUUUUGCAUCUUGUUGUCUGUUUAAGGUUUAAAAAAACAAAAUGUAAGCUUGGUUUUUACUUUUUACCGCUCGUUUUACACUUCACAAUAAAUGAUAUUAAAACAGUGA
Molecule: messenger RNA, 2747 nt
Organism: Stegostoma tigrinum
Lineage: Eukaryota; Metazoa; Chordata; Chondrichthyes; Orectolobiformes; Stegostomatidae
Gene: khsrp
Product: KH-type splicing regulatory protein
Exons: 21
Coding region: 233-2284 (683 amino acids)
Biological process (GO): regulation of DNA-templated transcription
Cellular component (GO): nucleus; cytoplasm
Molecular function (GO): mRNA binding
Source: RefSeq, a predicted model, not a curated record